Messenger RNA from Pelobates cultripes (western spadefoot toad), 366 nucleotides. Lineage: Eukaryota; Metazoa; Chordata; Amphibia; Anura; Pelobatidae. The record is from the annotation of a GenBank genome assembly.
AUGCUGGCAGCUACUGUGGUUGAACCCUCUCAAACAACUCUAGCCGGGAAGCCUGCUUGCAAAAAUCCCACACGGAAGGUUGCUCGUAAUAUUCCCACUCAGAAGUCUGCUCGCAAAACUAUCAUGUGGAAAUCAGCUUGCAAGGCUACCACUCAGAAGCUGGAUUGCGGGUCUCCUGUUCUUAAGCACCCCUGUGGACCUCAUCAGGCCGCAAACAGCCCAACCGCACAUGGACUCUGUCUAGAAGUGGAGGGUGACGGAGCUGGACGGUGGAGACGAGCUGUGGAGGCCCAGACAGACCCGAUAGCCCCAUACACCACCAUGAAACUUGCCUAUUUGCCAUGGGCAUUUGAUGAGUGGCCAUAG